GCCUCGCCGCCCAAAGGAUCACAUAUAAAAACCAAGCCCAUUGAAAAUUAAAUCAUUGUUGUACCAUUAACCGGCCGGGCCGUACGUCUAAUUAAUCAAAUCUAAUGACAAAGUGAAAUAUCAAAAUGAAGUGUUUGUGUUUACUUAUCGCUUCGGCCGCCCUCGUGCACGGUUACAGCAUCAGGGACAACGAAAUCGAGAUGCCGCGGUUAAGGACAAGUGAUGAUCUAUUGGACAGUGUUAUCAGUGAUUGUUUCGAAGCUGAGUCACCUAUGUCAUGCCUCAAAGUGAAAGUUCUCUCGUACCUGGAUACCAACGCUGGCGUGACGGCCGAGUCGGCGAGAGCCCUGGACUCCAAGCACAUCGACAAAGUGAUCUUCGAACGCGCCGCGAGGAUUCUGCAGACCAACGAGUUCAGGUUCCAACUACCUGAGUUUCUGUUCCAGAGCGCCGAGGUCUCAUACAGAGCUGAUAAAGGAUUGGAUGUUCAGUUCCCGGAAGACGACAGCAAUGGCGAAGCUCGAGGCCUCUUGAAGAAGAAGCUCCUGCUGCCAGUGCUGCUGCUGCUCAAGCUCAAGAUGAAGGCUCUCAUGCCCAUCCUGGUAUCUAUCAUCGGCAUCAAAGCCAUCAAGGCCCUGAUCCUCAGCAAACUGGCCAUCACUCUGGUCGUUGGAUUCCUUGUCUACAACUUACUGAUGAAGAAAGGAGCCAUGCCGAUGAUGAUGAUGACCCCGACUGACGCGCCUCCUGCUCCUCAAUACGGCCCUCCCGCCUCCCAGUACGGCCCACCGGCUUCGACCCCGGCCGCCCCUCAGGACUCGUACAGCCCUCAGUGGGAGCCGGCCAGCUCCGGCCCCUACUCGCGCGUGUGGGACCCCUCGCAGCUCGCCUACAGCUCGUACUACCCUGGUGACUCCAACGCCUCAGCGUCAUCGAACCAGUCGCCGAGCUACUCCAGCGUGUCAUCAAUCUCGUCGUCGUCGUCAUCUUCGUCAUCACCCACCUAUUAAACCAAAUACCUCAUGUAAAUAAAACACAACUGAAUGUACAUAGGAUGCACGCACGAACGAAACUGUUAGGGUUUAGUUAAUUUAUUGACAACUAUUUAUUUUUAUUUAUUACACAAUAAAGAACUCGUUGUCUUUUCAA
This is a messenger RNA of Manduca sexta (tobacco hornworm), 1149 nucleotides long. RefSeq lists its product as uncharacterized. The transcript has 3 exons. The coding region runs from base 126 to 1010 and encodes 294 amino acids. NCBI's taxonomy places the organism in Eukaryota, Metazoa, Arthropoda, Insecta, Lepidoptera, Sphingidae. The record is from RefSeq and is a predicted model, not a curated record.